UACAGUAAUUUAUUUAUUAUUGAUGGACGUGUAGAUUUUUCCAAUUUGUUGCUGUUAUAAAACAAUGAAUACCUUUUACCUCGUUGCACUCUGAGACCAAGAUGGGUCACCAGAAGCUAUGCUGGAGCCACCCGCGAAAAUUCGGCCAGGGUUCUUGCUCUUGUCGCGUCUGUUCAAACCGGCACGGUCUGAUCCGGAAAUAUGGCCUCAAUAUGUGCCGCCAGUGUUUUUGUCAGUAUGGGAAGGAUAUUGGUUUCAUUAAGUUGGACUAAGUGAUCUUCCUUCAAAGGAUUAUCCAAGGCAUCUACCCAAUGGAAAACCAUGAUAGUUCUUUGUACAUAAAAUAAACAUUUAAAAAAAUGA
This is a messenger RNA of Pan troglodytes (chimpanzee), 363 nucleotides long. RefSeq names its product small ribosomal subunit protein uS14-like. Lineage: Eukaryota; Metazoa; Chordata; Mammalia; Primates; Hominidae. Gene Ontology annotation, biological process: cytoplasmic translation. Gene Ontology annotation, molecular function: zinc ion binding; structural constituent of ribosome. Bases 102 to 272 code for a protein of 56 amino acids. Gene Ontology annotation, cellular component: cytosolic small ribosomal subunit; ribosome. The record is from RefSeq and is a predicted model, not a curated record. The transcript has a single exon.